Columba livia (rock pigeon) is the source of this 6772-nucleotide messenger RNA. It is a transcript of the gene MUSK, whose product is annotated as muscle associated receptor tyrosine kinase. Lineage: Eukaryota; Metazoa; Chordata; Aves; Columbiformes; Columbidae. The transcript is spliced from 16 exons. Gene Ontology annotation, cellular component: signaling receptor complex; plasma membrane. Gene Ontology annotation, molecular function: Wnt-protein binding; transmembrane receptor protein tyrosine kinase activity; ATP binding. The record is from RefSeq and is a predicted model, not a curated record. Gene Ontology annotation, biological process: positive regulation of neuron projection development; multicellular organism development; protein phosphorylation. The coding region runs from base 118 to 2976 and encodes 952 amino acids.
GAUUAUACUUAGUUCCCGCAGACCCCACUCCGUCAUUAGCAGAGAAGCUCUGCUCACACACCACCCUCCGAAAUGGAGCUGGCUGGGAGCUCCACACACCUCGUCUGAAGGAGCUGGAUGCCUUCUGGAUCAAACAUGAACGACCUGCUGAAGGUGCCCCUGGUCCAUGUCCUCACCCUGGCAGCCCUCAGCGUGGCCGAGACUCUCCCAAAAGCUCCCUUGAUCAGCACGCCUCUGGAAACUGUGGAUGCACUGGUAGAGGACGUCGCCAAGUUUGUCUGCGUAGUGGAGUCGUACCCUGAGCCAGAGAUUACGUGGACACGUAACAGCAUUCCCAUCAGGCUGUUUGACACUCGGUACAGCAUCCAAAGGAACGGGCAGCUCCUGACCAUUCUGAGCGUGGAGGACAGUGAUGAUGGGGUCUAUUGCUGCACAGCGGACAACGGGGUUGGAGCGGCCGUGCAGAGCUGCGGGGCUCUACAAGUGAAAAUGCGACCCAAAAUAACCCGACCACCUAUAAAUGUGGAAAUAAUAGAAGGGUUAAAGGCUGUUCUUCCAUGCACUACUGUGGGGAAUCCAAAGCCUUCAGUUUCAUGGAUCAAAGGAGAAAUGGUUGUAAAGGAGAACGCUCGCAUUGCUGUCCUUGAUUCAGGGAAUUUAAGGAUCCACAACGUUCAGAGAGAAGAUGCAGGACAAUAUCGGUGUGUAGCAAGGAACAGCCUGGGCACAGCCUAUUCAAAACCUGCAACAGUGGUUGUGGAAGUUUUUGCCAGAAUCCUGAAGGCUCCCGAAUCCCAAAAUAUCACCUUUGGGUCUGUGGUGACACUGCGGUGCACAGCGACCGGCCUUCCAGUCCCCACGAUCUCCUGGCUGGAAAAUGGGAAAGCUGUUUCUGCAGGGUCUAUAGUGGAAAGUGUCAAGGACAAACUGGUUGACUCCAGACUGCAGGUGUAUGUCACCCGACCUGGCCUCUUCACUUGCCUCGCCACGAACAAACACAGCAAAGCUUUUGGAGCUGCAAAAGCUGCAGCAACCAUCAGUGUUUCAGGUAUCAAGCUCUACAAGGGGGAUGCAGGCUACUGCAGCACGUACAGAGGUGAGGUGUGUAGUGCUAUCUUGGCAAAGAAUGCUCUUGUUUUCUUCAACUCCUCCUAUGCUGACCCAGAGGAGACCCAAGAGCUGCUUGUCCACACUGCAUGGACUGAACUGAAAAUGGUGAGUUCAUUCUGCCAACCAGCCGCUGAGUCUCUGCUGUGUAACUACAUCUUCCAGGAGUGCAAUCCCUCAGGAGCUGGGCCAGCUCCAAAACCCGUGUGCAGAGAGAAUUGCCUUGCUGUAAAGGAUCUCUACUGCUUUAAGGAAUGGCUCUCAAUGGAGGAAAACUCUCAGAAGGGGAUUUACAAGCCAGGGCUGAUGCUGCUCACCCUUCCUGAAUGCAACAGGCUGCCCAGCCUGCACCAGGACCCCGGCGCCUGCACCCGCAUCCCUUUCUUUGAUUUUAAGAAGGAGAAUAUAACCAGGACUUGCUACAGUGGAAAUGGCCAGUUUUACCAGGGCUGGGCCAACGUCACGGCCUCUGGCAUUCCCUGCCAGAAGUGGAGUGACCAGGCUCCCCACUGGCACAGGAGGACGCCUCAGGUUUUCCCUGAGCUGUCUGAUGCUGAGAAUUACUGCCGCAAUCCAGGAGGCGAGAACGAGCGUCCCUGGUGCUAUACAAAAGACCCAUCCGUGACUUGGGAAUACUGCAGCGUGUCUCCCUGUGAGGACGCAUCAUUAUCACUAGGAACAAGAAAUCCAAAUGGAGAGACUCCAAAUCUUCCUCCUCCUCCUCCCUUUUCCCCCACAUACUCCAUGACUGUUAUCAUCUCAGUCAUCUCCAGCUUUGCUCUGGUUGUGAUUCUCAGCAUUUUCACCCUGGUUUGCUGCCGUCGGCGAAAGCAGUGGAAAAACAAAAAAAGAGAGUCAGAGACACCAACGCUUACCACUCUGCCCUCUGAACUCCUCCUGGACCGGCUGCACCCCAACCCGAUGUACCAGCGGAUGCCCCUUCUCCUCAAUCCAAAAUUGCUCAGCCUGGAGUAUCCCAGGAACAAUAUUGAAUACGUGAGAGAUAUUGGGGAAGGAGCAUUUGGGAGAGUCUUCCAAGCAAGGGCCCCAGGGCUGCUGCCUUACGAGCCUUUCACAAUGGUGGCGGUGAAGAUGCUGAAGGAGGAAGCGUCUGCAGACAUGCAGGCUGAUUUUCAGAGGGAGGCAGCCCUCAUGGCUGAGUUCGACAAUCCGAAUAUUGUCAAGCUUUUAGGUGUGUGUGCUGUUGGGAAACCCAUGUGCCUGCUGUUCGAGUACAUGGCCUACGGGGAUCUCAACGAGUAUCUGCGCGACCGCUCUCCCCGCAACCUCUGCAGCCUGGUGCGCAGCAGCCUGGAGGCGCGGAUCCGCCUGCCCAACCCGUUGGCUCUCUGCUGUACCAGCCAGCUCUGCAUCGCCAAGCAGGUGGCUGCCGGCAUGGCCUACCUCUCCGAGCGCAAGUUUGUCCACCGGGAUUUGGCGACCAGGAACUGCCUGGUUGGGGAGAACAUGGUAGUCAAAAUCGCUGACUUCGGUCUCUCGAGGAACAUGUAUUCAGCCGACUAUUACAAAGCGAAUGAGAAUGAUGCCAUCCCCAUCCGCUGGAUGCCCCCCGAGUCCAUUUUCUACAACCGCUACACUACCGAGUCUGAUGUGUGGGCCUAUGGGGUGGUGCUGUGGGAGAUCUUCUCCUACGGCAUGCAGCCCUACUAUGGGAUGGCUCAUGAGGAGGUCAUCUACUAUGUGAGGGAUGGGAAUGUCCUCUCCUGCCCAGACAAUUGUCCCCUGGAGCUCUACAACCUGAUGCGUCUCUGCUGGAGCAAGCUACCUGCUGACCGGCCAAGCUUUGCCAGCAUCCACCGUAUCUUGGAGCGCAUGUAUGAGAGGGCCGUGGCCACCCCGUCGGUCUGAGGGAUGUGUCCAAGGGGUCCCCUAUGUCCACGUGUCCAGACUGACUCAGACCAACUCAUGGGCUCCCAAGAGGUGGCUCUGUGCAAAGACCUGCUUUAGUGGGAGGAGAAACAGCUUGUUCCUCUGCCAAGCAAGAUGUGUGGACUGCACCUGCCUACGGUGGGAUAUACUUCCCUGAGUGGGUGUGGGACUACACCUUCCAAACAACAGGGCUGACCCCUGGCCACCAGGCCUUGACUCCUUGGGCUGGUGAAGGUCCUGGCCAUGCUAACUCAUUACCUAUAUUAGGCAUUUCCAGGAGUGCAGAGUCCACCAGGGAAAGCAAACCAACAUUUUGCUGGUGGCACUUUCCUUCUUAACAGGUCCUUCCAUGUCCUUCUGCAUUUAUGCUCUUGGCUUUUACCUUUUUCUUCCUUUCAUCAGAUGUUUUCAAGUUUUAUUUAAAAAAAAAAAAAAAGAUUGCAGAAUUCAAUCUUUUUGGGGAUACUUUUUACUAUUUUAUUUUUUGUGUACUUAAGUCAAAACUGGAGCCUGCAGGACCACUGGCAGCUUUCCUCAUCUCAUGUUACAUGGACAAGCAAACACCUGUCAAGCAUCGAGCUAAGCUGGAAGACCACGUUGAGGUUUGUUAAGAUCUCACCCAAAUCUUGCUUCAAGCAUUGCAUCACAUCUUUCCUGCACUUCCCUGCACCAAAGCCUAUUGACGCUAAGGGAGAAAUUAAUCCCAAAGGCCUGAUUGUGUACCUCAUAGGUCUCCAAGGUGUAUUUAUUUGCCUCUGCCUGCAGUACAGUCCUCCCUGUGCUGAGAACAGAGAGAAAUGCAGCUCCUGUUGCAGAAACGUGGUUGGUUGUGUUAAUUAUUUAUCUUGUUUUCCCUUUCUGUCUUUGCCUACUUUUUCUGGUUUUCUUUUCCUGACAGCAGCUCCUAACCCCUGUAAGUCCCACUGCAAUGGUGGUGGCCACCUGACUUUGUGUUGCAGUUUACAGGCACAGAAGUAAGGAAGGUAGACACCUGUCAUCAGUGGCCUUCAGAGACAAUCUAACAGUCAAGAGAGGUGGAAUAAAGGCAAGUUCAGACACCACAUGAAGUGUUGCAGCCUGUCCAUCUACAGGACAAAGGUUAGACUACCCCAGUUACACACUGUUCACAGUCAACCUUAAAACACCAAAUAUUGUUUAUCUGCUGAAAGUUCUCUGGAUUUUAAUGCAUACUCCAGCAUCAGAGAAAAUUGUGUUCCUUUGAGGACAGGUUUCACCUUUUCGUUGGUUGGGCAGCAAGGAGCAGUUGUCCCAGAUCCCCAAUGCUGACAUGAAACCUAGCCAGGGCAGGGAUGUGUGUUAUCCCCCCGGAGCAGGAGAUACAGUGAGUGAGUGGCUGGUGUGGCUUCCAUAACUGGGAUGCACUGGUGAGGUCUAUCUAUCCAAGGAACAGUGGUGGAGAGCAGCCAUCUCUAGGGCUAAGCUUAAGGAUAAGCUUAAAAAGCUCUGCCAACCAUUAUGAAGAACAAGACUGGAGAACAUGUACCUCCCUCUGCUCUUUUUCUGUAAUGUGAGCUAAUGCCUGCUACAACAUAACCUCAUUUCUUCUUCUUCUUUUUUUUUUUUUUUUUUUUACUAAUCUUAGCUCAUUUUGCUUGUGGACAGAAAAGCAUAGUUUAGUGUUUUCAGACUGCUGAUGUCAAUUUCAUUUGAAGCAAAGAGCUUGCAACUAUGCAAGACAGUGGGAGGAAUGAGGAAUCUCUGUUUGGGCUUAGAAACAUUGAAAUGCUAAAAAUGCUUGGAUAUUUGCACAGUGAGCACAAAAUGACCAGUGCUAUCUUACUCAUUCAGCAAUCCUGCCAUCGUGCUACUAUGACACCAUAGUGAGGUCUAGAUACUUAAAAAAAUUCCCCCUUGAGAACCCCUAAAUCCUAAAUUCAAAUAAAACAGUUACUGGAGAUCCUUACUUAGCUACUUACAUUAUGACCACCUCACAGCCCUCAGCAUUAAAUUCUGUUAGGUUUUGUCAGCCACCCGGCUUUCCUCCCUGCUCUGCGGCAGCAGGGGUGCAGAGGCGAGUCUGGAGGGAUGGGGAUGAGCGGCACCCCAUCUGAGCAGAGGUCCCUGCAGCCUCUGCACAGCUGAGUCCCAGAGCACAGCCCAGCAGCUGCCCCACUUCUGUAAUGCAAGGUGCAAAUUCAAGAGCCUUGUGGCGCUCACAGCAGCAGGGGUCUUGUUGCUCCCCUCAGGGAGGGCAGGGUCAGAACUUGUACUCAGGUAUCACCAAGGAAGGGGAGCAAGAAGAAUUUGAAAAACUUGUAUCACAUGCUAAUGUGAGCAAACACACUUGUUUACAGUCCAAAUGAUGGUCUGCCUUUCUGCCUUCUAGCAUCACAGUGCUGGCUUCAGUCACUCGCUCUCAGUUUCCCCCAGCUAGACUUCUUUGAAACGCCAAUUGCAGUUUUCUUCUUGUUUUCACGUGGGUGAAGUUUUAUGCCUAUAAUGUGACAUGCUAUGAAGUUUUCCUCACUUUCUUUUUGAAAGAGAGACUCUCACAAACACAGAAGAGUACCCUAUUCCUUACACUUUUCUAGUCCAAAUCCUUCUCCCAACCAUCCUAUGUUCAGGUCAACAUGGGCCUGCAUUUAUAAGAGUGUGGAAUAUUUAGUUUUCCUUGUCCAGCAUUCCAGCCUUUGCACUAUAAGCAUGCAUUGAACUGUGUGAGACUGAGUGACUGCAGGUCGGGAUGUAAAAUGCUGCCUGUGUAGUAGGAGGAAAGACAUAAUUUCAAGAUGAACUCACAGAGAAGCUCUCUGCCGCAUACUCUCCAAGGACGAUAAUCACGUCUACGUUGUGAUCCAGCAGGAGGGCUUAGCACCUAAAUGGCGAUGUCCUUUGAGGAUUAAAUGGUAGAAAGACCUUCUGCUGCCUUGGCAUAUGACUGGAUUUUACCCUGAGAAUGUCCUCCUUUUGUAUACUUUGCAGCUUGCUAAAAGCUGGAGAUUGAACUUAGUGAUUUGCCUUCUUUCACAGCUUUCUUUUCUCCUCCUUUUGUUUAAGACUUCUGUUUUCUUCAGUGAAUGUUAUAUAGUCUGUUACUCCAGAGAUGUAAAGACUUUUCUGUAUAACUAUUACAUAACUCAAAUAUUUUGAAUGUGAAGAAACAAAAGGAUUGUGAGAGAGUAGAUGAGAAAGGAAAAUUAAUUAGUCAAAAAGUUGAUGGUGAGCAAAAAUAUUUUGUAGUCUCUGGUUUGGGUUUAUAAUUUACACUGAGAAAGAAGACGGACAUUUGGUGCUUCAGUUCUUGUUCCCACUGAUGGCAGAAGGAGCCUUGCAGUCCGUGACACUGGGUGAGAACUCUGAGGAGAAGAUGUGCAGCACGUUUGAUGUACAUAUCCCCUCUGCAAGGGCCCUGCCCAGAGUGUUUGCAGCAUUUAUACUUAUCCUGGAUGACACAAUGUGAAAUCUGAUCCAUCAAACAGCACAGAAACCCUCUCAUGCUCCUGUGACUCUGUUUAACAGUUGCAUUUAAAAUGUCGGUUAAAAGGGUAAAUUCCAUCAUUGAUUGGACACCGCCUGCAACAUGAUCAAGUUUGGUUUAGAGGAACUGCUUCUCAAACACCUUGUGGACUAAACUCAACUGUCUGACUUCCUUUCUCCAAGAUAUGUAAUAGUUAUUAUCAUGUGAUUGUUUGUUAUACAUUUUGUGAAUGGUGGCAUUGAAAGGUAUGGCAAGCAGAGAUGUACAUUUCUCAUUAUCUCAACCUGUGUAACUCAUGUGUGCCAUAUUUUAUAAAAUAAAGACGUAUCAGAAAAA